Phasianus colchicus (ring-necked pheasant) is the source of this 3637-nucleotide messenger RNA. Lineage: Eukaryota; Metazoa; Chordata; Aves; Galliformes; Phasianidae. The record is from RefSeq and is a predicted model, not a curated record.
AUGAUGGGAUCAUACUGGAGUGCCCACGAGUGUGAAGAAUGCCCAUGCAGCUCCCUCUCUAUAAAAAUCAUAAGGAUGAGAAAUCUGAGAAAGGCAGAUCUGUUUAGUCAAGCUGAUUGCUAUGUAAGCCUGUCCUUGCCCACUGCUUCCUCUGAGACCGUCCGGACCAGAACCAUCAAGAACUGCAAAGAUCCAGUGUGGAAUGAAAUAUUUUGCUUCAGGAUCCAAAGCCAAGUAAAAAAUAUUCUUGAGCUGAAAGUCUAUGAUGAAAAUACAAUCACUAAAGAUGAUCUCCUCUUCACUGUCCUCUUUGAUGUUGCUAAAAUACCGCUUGGAGAAAAUGUUCGCUUGACUUUUCAGCUAAAUCCAGAGACACAGGAGAUGCUGGAAGUUGAGUUUGCAUCAGAGAGCAUUCCAGUUCCUCCUGAAAAGCUUAUCAGUAAUGGUGUCUUGGUGUCUCGUGAAGCUUGCUGCUUGGAAGUUCUUGUGGACAAUAGACAGAAGAAAGUAGCUUCAGAAAAAGACUUCCUGUUCACAGUGAAGGGAUCCUAUGAACAGAAUCAGACCCUGUCAGUGGGCUCUUCUCUGCAACCCCCAAGGCCUCUCAUCUUCCAUUAUCUCAAAUAUGGUCUGGCAGAGCUACGCAUGGCUCUGGCAGAAAAGAAGCCACGUUUCUGCUUGUAUACCUCAGGUGAAGAGAAAAAAAACUGCGUUGCAUCCCUCACUGUUCCUCUGGAUUCACUUCCCUUCAAGGAGAAAGUAGCAGUGGCAAAGAAUGAAACAGUCAAUUUACAUGUAAAGUCAAUGGACUGGUCAAGAAACCUUGAUGUUCGCUUGGAGUUUGAUCUAUGCAUGGAGGAGAAAAUUUUCCUACAGAAACGGAGGAAGUUGGUGGCUUCUGCCCUGAAAAAAGCACUUAACUUAGAACAGGACCUACAAGACCAUGAGGUUCCAGUUGUAGCAGUCAUGACAACAGGCGGUGGCACUCGGGCACUGACAUCUUUGCUAGGCAACCUGCUGGGUCUUCAAAAGUUGGGUCUCUUAGACGCUAUUUCUUACAUCACUGGGUCAUCUGGCUCAACAUGGACAUUGGCACAUUUGUAUCAGAGUCCUGACUGGUCACACAAGGAUAUCUCUGGACCAAUUCGUGAAGUCCGCAGACACAUGACCAAGAGCAAGCUGAGCUGCUUUUCCCUGGAGAGCUUAAAGUACUACGACCAAGAGCUAAAGCUGCGGAAGCAAGAAGGAUACCAGAUCUCUAGCAUUGAUUUCUGGGGGCUGCUGCUGGAAAGAGCAUUAAGUGAUGGGAAAAACAAUCACAAACUGUCUGAUGAGAGACGGGCAUUAACUCAAGGUCAGAAUCCCCUGCCAAUCUACAUGAUCCUCAACAUCAAAGAUGACUACAGCCUUUCAGAGUUUAAAGAAUGGGUUGAGUUCACACCUUAUGAGGUUGGGUUUUUAAAAUAUGGUGCCUUCAUUCGUGCAGAAGAUUUUGGCAGCAAGUUCUUCAUGGGUCGCUUGAUGAAGAAGCUUCCUGAGUCUCGGAUCUGCUUCAUGAAAGGCCUGUGGAGCAAUGUCUUUUCAUACAACCUUUUGGAUGCUUGGCAUUCAUCAGAUCCUUCAGAAGGGUGCUCACUGAGGUGCACUCAACCCACAGCUGUUGAUGUUGAAGGAGAUGAGCCUUCUCCAGCAGUCAGGAGCCAUGAGUUGGAGACUUACAUAGUCACCCCUGAAUGUGGCAUCAUGGGCAUUGUUCGGGAAGUCCUGACUGAGCGAGUAAUGGUCUCAAAGUUCUUCAACUUCCUAAAAGGGUUCCAGAUGCACAAUGAAUACCUUCAGAGCAAAAGCUUUUGUAUAUGGAAAGAUACUGUGCUAGAGAACUUCCCCAACCAGUUGACAGAAACAGCAGAGUUCCUGUGCCUUGCAGACACAGCAGGAUACAUUGAUAUCAGCUACCCACCACUCAUGAGGCCAGAGAGGAAAGUGGAUGUUGUCCUACACUUAAACUAUUCUUCUGGAUCACAGACAUCGCCUUUGGAAGAAGCCUCAAAGUACUUCUCAAAACAGGGAAUUCCAUUUCCAAAAAUCCACCUGAGUGAAGAGGAGAAGAAAAAUCUAAAGGAGUGCUACGUCUUUGAAGAUGCAGAGACUCCGGAGGCACCAACAGUGGUGUUUUUCCCUCUGGUGAAUGACACAUUCAGAAAGUACAAAGAACCAGGUGUGGAGCGCAGCUCCGCUGAGAUGGCACAGGGCAAUGUGGAUGUUUCCGGCCUUUUUUCCCCAUACUGCAUAAACAGCUUUACCUACACAGAGGAGCAGUUUGACAAUCUGGUAAAACUGACCAGCUACAACAUUCAGAAUAACAAGCAUCUGAUUCUUCAGGCUUUGAAUUCAGCAAUAGAGCAGAAACGACAACACAAAAAAUAAAUGCUGUCCUGAAUUUCAGAAAGAUGUCUGUAUCACUUUUUCUCCCCUGCAGAAGAAUCAGCAUCUGCUGGUGAAUGAAUAUAUGGACUUGGGAAAGUAUUGAGACUUAUCUCAGCUUGUGAUUCCUCUACACCAAGUAGCAAUCAAAUGAAACAAUGAUAACUCUCAUGCUUUAUUAAAGUGGGUUUGCACUGCUAGUGAAUGGUGUUUUUUUUUCAUGUAUAUAUAUACAUAUAUGUAUACACAGUAAAUUAAAGGUUAGAAAAUAUGGGGUUUAUUGAUGGUUUUUUUUUGAAUUUAUGAAUGUGGAACAGCAACACAACUUCUUGCAAAAACACUAGUGAAAAAUUAUAUGUGAAGAUGAAUGAGCUACAGGUAUUUAAUAUAUUUCAAAUUCAGUGCAAUUAGAAAAAAUAUGGAACAAAUGUAGGCAAUCCCAAGGGAAAGAGAUAGCUAAAUUUUGUUAUAACAUCAGCAUUAAAUUUAAUUGCAAAUAGCACACAAAACUAAACAUAAAAAGAUAUAGAAGAGCCAAGAUUGACUGUGUAAGAUGCAGAAUUUCUAUACUUCUGAAUUUACAAGUUGUAUUAUGCCAGCAAAAUUUGGGUUUGGAAAAUCCUAUGGAAGUGAUCAUUCCAAACCCUCUAGAGAGUCACAAGCUGCUCUUCUGGUGCAUGCAUAAGCACCUGACCUGAGGUUGUGUUUUUCAUUGAAUAUUUGUGAUGUUCAGAGUAUCCAGCUCAGCAUCUACUUCCCAUUAGUUUCAACGGGUCUAAUAGUAUUUCUUGUUAUUACAGAUAAGGAUGCUGUGAGAAUAAAAAUGUUAAAAACAGAAAUAUUCAGAUUUUGUGGUAAGGGAACAAGCUAAGUGUUUUAAACUGAUAUCCAUGGAUAAUUCAUGAAUAAUUACAUAGUUUUUUCAGUCCUUGAGUGUAUACAAGUAAUACAGGCUUUGUGCAACUACUAUAAAUAUCACAAGGCAAUUUAUUGAGAUCACUUAUCUGUUAAAUGAAGAUCAAAAUAUUUAUUUGCUUUAUGAAAGAUUUUAAUAAUGCAAAACUCUGCAAACCCAUCUGUAAAGAAGAUAAUGCUUCAGCCAGUAUCAGAUGCCCUUAAGUAGUUCAAAUUUAAAUGAAACACAGUGACUUGUCUGUGUUGAAGUAACAUAUGUUGACACACUCAGAGCUGUGUGUGGUUUGUUGUAAAUGAU